Messenger RNA from Laetiporus sulphureus 93-53, 1831 nucleotides. RefSeq lists its product as uncharacterized. The transcript has 7 exons. Lineage: Eukaryota; Fungi; Basidiomycota; Agaricomycetes; Polyporales; Laetiporaceae. Bases 304 to 1404 code for a protein of 366 amino acids. The record is from RefSeq and is a predicted model, not a curated record.
CCGCGGUUGUUGGAAUGGACUUGCAACUCGUUUGCUUCCAAGGUCAUUACCAUCACAAUGCGGCUCUCUCUGAAUCUCGCUUGCCAGUGCCAAGCAACGACAUUCGCUUCCUUGCCACACACUUUUCUCAGGAUCGUCUUCUCCAACCUUACAGCGCACGUUCCGAGGAUGCCAUUACAUAUCCACGGUCUGAUUCAGCGAGCAUCGUGACCGCCUAUAUCGAGUGCCUCCAUAUCAAGGCCUCGCAACGUCUUCCCUGGCUUUCUCCGAUUCCCUGCUGAAGAGCUUGCGAAACAACUCGCAAUGCACGGUAUCGCCAUCGCGUUCUCGCUCUCUCUUCUUGCCUCUCUGGUGGCAGCGGUGGCGGUAGAAGAGCCUGUGGGCGUACUGGCCAAACAAUGCGACUUCACCUUGGGUGGCAGGCGCUUCGACAUGUGUCCCGUGUUCGAAGGGAAAGACAGAGGCUGGACAGUCAGCCGAGAGCAACAGACCCCGCCCACCAUCACGAAGACGGAGUACAGGAUCUCGUUCCAGGGGCCUCUCAAGAGGAACAGGAAGAUUGCUAGCUAUGAACAAUGUCCGGAUGGGACCUGGAUAUGCAAGACGGUCACGAACACGCGGCCUAAGCACGACGGUGAGGAGCCGCGUGUAUUGCAAGUCAUAUCUGUCGCAGGCGAGCUGUCCAUAUCUGACGAUGAAUCUGGAUCGGGCGCGAGCGAGUACGUGCCGGGGCUCAACAUAACGGCAAAGCUCGUCCCUGCAGACACAGAGACCAAGCACGACAUCUUGCAUCUCCAUCUGCACGGUGGAUACUACACGCGUCUGCAGCAGAAGGCCGACUUCCAGUUCAUCUGCGACCAUAACGCUGAAGAGCCUACAUCGCCCACUAUUGGAUGGGACUGGAGGGGCACACACACGUUUGAAUGGCGCACAAAACACGCAUGUGGUCAGGCGAUGUCAGCACCGCCUCCGAACGAGCCGGUGUCUCCUACACAACCACCGCCGGAUGACGACGCGCCGCCAAAGGACGUUGAAGACGAUGAUACCCCCGGCGAGAAGAAGCUGCUCGAUCCGGGCUUCUUCGGUGGGCGCUCUCGCCGUUCCGUCGUCACGAUGUUCGCCUCUGCCUCUCUGAUCUGCGCGAUCGUGUUUCUCGUGUACUUCCCGCCGCGGCGACUUCGACGCUUUCUCACGUCGUACGUCAAGGCGCACCCCCGGGUGAUGCGCUCGCACGUUGGCGAGCGCGUGCUCGUCCGGUGGGCGCGUGAGGACUUUGCGAUCGGCCCGGGAGAGGAGGACGUGAUGAUCAAUGCCGAGGCGGCGGCGUUGGCUGAACAGAUCCCCCUCAAACCUGCGCCGCGGAGGCCUGUCGUCUCCAACUACCAGUACGGCAGCGCCAUUUAGGCUCAUCGCGCGAUUGAUCUUUCGUUUUCUCCGAAUGCUUAUCCUGUGUACUCUGAGAGCAUCGUGUCCACUCACGAAUUGUUUCACGUUUCCUCAUACUAACGCUCGCUGUUGAGUCCUGAUCUCGUCGACCUUGUUAUAUGAAUGUAGACUAGCUGCUUUAGAUGUAAGUUGUAGCUUGACGUACUGCAGAUUCAUGAUGGGACAAAUGCCGCGCAAACUGGUGCUUCCGGUUGCCGUGUUGAGUAGAACUUUGAAUCAAUGGUAGUAUACGUAAAUUAAGUCUGUUAGACCUUCCCAUCUUCGUGUGUACAACGGUCAUUACAUACACAUAGCGUUCGCUGCUGCACCGCGACUCACUUAGGCUCAACGCUCGACUUGAUUUGUUCCAGGUUUCUUCGUUUCGCCUCCUGCAGUUCGCUACAAU